UGUAAUGAAAGGGAACAUUGGAAGGGAGAAACAGUGGGACUCCAUUGCAAGGUUAUAAAUCGUGCAAUAUUACAAAUCCCUUUUGUCACUUUUCAUCUUACCCUAAUCUUCUUCUGUCUCUGUUUGUUACUUUCCAUUCGACAUCCGAUUCCUUCUUUUUAUUUUCUCUGUUUUUGGAUUCUCAAAAUCUUCCAGUAGAUUUGACCGUUGAAAUAAAAAACAGAAAUUUGCUAUAAUCUUCUCUUCAAGCUUAAGCCCCGGACUCACCACUCUAGGGUUUUUGUCAGAGCAAAAUCAAGGGAGCUUCUUCACGUUAAGCCCUAUAUUAGGGUUUUUUUUUCCUCCCAAAUGAACCCUUCCAGGGUUUAUUGAGUUCCAGGGGUAUGAAUUUGCGGACCCUUUCAAAGUGAUUUAAGUUUGUUUGGGUCUCGGAAACAGCUAGUGAAGAUGAUUGCAGAGAAGCCGAGUUGGGUUAGGCAUGAGGGGAUGCAGAUUUUCUCCAUUGAUAUUCAACCUGGAGGGCUUAGGUUCGCUACUGGCGGUGGUGAUCACAAGGUUCGGAUAUGGAACACGAAAUCCGUUGGCCGGGAUCUCGAAACAGAUGGAUCAACAGCAAACCUUCUUGCUACCCUUCGUGAUCAUUUUGGGUCUGUUAACUGUGUUAGAUGGGCUAAGCAUGGUCGGUAUAUGGCAUCUGGGUCUGAUGACCAGGUGAUUCUUGUCCAUGAGCGGAAGCCUGGUUCUGGAACCACUGAAUUUGGCAGUGGAGAGCCGCCAGAUGUUGAAAACUGGAAGGUUGCAAUGACCUUGAGAGGUCACACGGCAGAUGUGGUGGAUCUUAAUUGGUCUCCAGAUGACUCAAUAUUAGCUAGUGCAAGUCUAGACAAUACUGUCCAUGUUUGGAAUAUGACCAGUGGCAUUUGCACUGCUGUUCUUAGAGGUCACUCUAGUCUGGUUAAGGGGGUUGCUUGGGAUCCCAUUGGUUCCUUUAUAGCAAGUCAAUCGGAUGAUAAGACUGUGAUUAUCUGGCAGACAAGUGAUUGGAGCCUUGCUCACCGGACAGAUGGUCACUGGGCAAAAUCACUUGGUUCUACUUUCUUUAGGAGGCUCGGAUGGUCGCCUUGUGGCCAUUUUAUAACUACAACUCAUGGUUUCCAGAAGCCGAGGCAUUCUGCACCUGUUCUGGAGAGAGGAGAAUGGUCUGCUACUUUUGACUUCCUAGGACACAAUGCUCCUGUUAUUGUUGUAAAGUUUAACCACUCAAUGUUUAGGAGGAAUGUCUCAAAUGCUCAGGAGGCACAAGCUGCACCUGCUGGAUGGACUAAUGGAACUUCAAAGACAGGGGGCAAAGAGUCACAACCAUAUAAUAUAAUUGCAAUUGGUAGUCAGGAUCGCACCAUAACUGUAUGGACAACAGCAAGUCCUCGACCGCUCUUUGUGGCCAAGCAUUUCUUUACUCAGAGUGUUGUCGAUUUAUCCUGGAGUCCUGAUGGAUACUCGCUAUUUGCUUGUUCCUUGGAUGGGACUGUGGCUACAUUCCAUUUUGAGGAGAAAGAACUUGGCCAGAGGCUAACAGACGCUGAAUUGGAUGAGCUGAAGAGAAAUCGUUAUGGCGAUGUCAGAGGCCGACAAGCAAACUUAGCAGAAAGCCCAGCCCAGUUGUUGCUUGAAGCAGCUUCAGCUAAGCAAACCAUGAACAAGAAACUGAACCCAGAUGCUCCUCAAAGCCAAAUACCCAUAAAAUCUUCUGGUUCUUUGGAGGUUGCCACAAAGGCCUCUGAAGGUCAAGUCGAUGAUGGCAAGAAAAAUGCAGUAACUAGUGGUGAUGCAUUGAAUAAAGUUCCAAGUACUGCUCAGAUGUCUAGUCCUGUGAGGCAAAGAGAAUAUAGACGCCCUGAUGGUAGAAAGAGGAUAAUCCCUGAGGCAGUUGGCGUGCCUGUUCAGCAGGAAAAUAUCUCUGAUGAUGUGCAGUCUCAAACACUUGAUUUCCUUCUGAAUUCGGAUAACAGAAAGGAUCUUAACGGGGUGGUGCUUACUGAUGGUGGCAUAAGAGAAAGCCAUGGAAGGAGACCAGCAGUUGGAAACUCUGAUAUAAAAGAGCGAUCAGGUGUCACUGCUAAGGUCACUAUUAGCGAGAGUCUAAUAAUUGAGAAGGUCCCAGCCUCUGCUGGUAGGGAUGGAAGUGUCAACGUGGAACAGACAGGAAUUGCAAAGACUUCUAAUUCUUUGACUGCUUGUACUACACUCUCAAUUAGGGUAUUUGACAAGAAAGAAGGGGAAGAUACUAUACCAGUUUGCUUGGAAGCUCAUCCUCUUGAACGUGCUGUAAAUGAUAUUCUUGGAGUGGGAAACACAUUUAUGAUGAAUGAAACAGAAAUUUCUUGUAAAAGAGGCGAUCAAACUGUUUGGUCAGAUAGGAUCUCAGGAAAAGUCACUGUUUUGGCUGGUAAUGCUAACUUUUGGGCUGUUGGGUGUGAAGAUGGAUGUCUGCAGGUCUACACGAAAUGUGGGAGACGUGCCAUGCCAACCAUGGUGAUGGGAUCUGCAGCAGUAUUCAUUGAUUGUGACGAAUGUUGGAAGUUGUUGCUCAUCACAAGAAAAGGUUCUUUAUAUUUAUGGGAUUUGUUCCACAUGAAGUGUCUUCUUCAUGAUUCAUUGUCUUCUCUGGUUACUUCAGAUCCAAAGUCAACUGCUAAAGAUGCUGGAACAAUCAAAAUAAUAACAGCAAAGUUAUCAAAAUCUGGUUUUCCUCUAGUUGUGCUAGCCACACGCCAUGCCUUCCUCUUUGAUAUGAACCUCAUGUGCUGGUUGAGGGUUGCAGAUGAUUCCUUCCCUGGUUCAAAUUUUUCUAGCUCAUGGAAUUUGGGUUCGAAUCAGAGUAGUGAGCUGGCUGCUUUACAGGUGGAUGUUAGGAAGUUCUUGGCUAGAAAGCCAGGUUGGAGCAGGGUUACUGAUGACGGAGUGCAGACACGUGCUCAUUUGGAAGCUCAGUUGGCUUCAGCACUAGCAUUGAAGUCGCCUAAUGACUAUCGCCAAUGUCUUCUGUCCUACAUACGUUUUUUGGCAAGAGAGGCAGAUGAGUCCCGUUUGCGUGAGGUUUGUGAGAGCUUUCUUGGACCUCCAACUGGUAUGGCUGAAGCUGUAUCUUCCGAUCCUGAGAACCCAGCAUGGGAUCCUUGUGUACUGGGAAUGAAGAAGCACAAACUGCUGAGGGAAGAUAUCCUUCCAUCAAUGGCAUCAAACAGAAAAGUUCAGCGCCUGCUUAAUGAAUUCAUGGAUCUUCUAUCUGAAUACGAACUAAUUGACGCCAAUCCAGAGCAUAAAAAUUCCACCCCUCCGGCACCCUCUUUGCCAGCAACGGAUGAAAUGGAUAAAGCCCCUCCAACUGAGAAGACGGCUUCUUCCCCUCCUGCAGCAGAUCAGAUAGGCUCUUCAGCACCAGCGAACGAUAAAACAGACUGCGGCCCAACAUCAACAGAUAAAAUGGACUCUGUUCUCCCAGUAGCAGACGAAGCAGAAUCCACAGGGCCCAUGGUAAAUGAAGUAAACCUGGAUCAACCUGCUGCAGAUCAACUAAAUCCAGCGACACAAGUAAAAGAGACUGCUUCCUGAUGAUAAUCUGUACCUUCUCAUAGUAGAGGCAGUGUUUCAAGAGAUUGAACACCGAUGCACAGAGUUGUUAACUAUUUGAUUCUGCCGUGCUUGGCACUGUUGCAUGACGCCGGUUUGACCCCCCGGAGUUCCAGGACUGGAUCGCCGUUCUCAUGGUGAUAUCUUUGUGUAUACUUUUGUCUCCGGCACAUGCUCAUUCAAGUAAUUCUGGGGUGUGGAACUGGAGUUGACUUUUGUAACAGCAAAAGGUUUUGAUUUUAAUUUUAGUUCUGAUUUUGAUAGCAACUUAACAAGUUUCUGUAAUCAAGUUAAUUUAGCGGAUGCGGAGUUAAAAGGUGGAUCUUGUCAGUUGUAUAUCAUUCUUACCUUCUUCCGUUCAAUUCUGUAGUGUGUAAUGAUCAUUUUUUGUUUAAUUAUGUU
Diospyros lotus (date-plum) is the source of this 4032-nucleotide messenger RNA. RefSeq names its product protein HIRA. Gene Ontology annotation, biological process: chromatin remodeling; regulation of DNA-templated transcription; DNA-templated transcription. The transcript is spliced from 10 exons. Lineage: Eukaryota; Viridiplantae; Streptophyta; Magnoliopsida; Ericales; Ebenaceae. Gene Ontology annotation, molecular function: protein binding; nucleosome binding. The coding region runs from base 448 to 3612 and encodes 1054 amino acids. The record is from RefSeq and is a predicted model, not a curated record. Gene Ontology annotation, cellular component: HIR complex; nucleus.